Tuber aestivum (summer truffle) is the source of this 934-nucleotide messenger RNA. Lineage: Eukaryota; Fungi; Ascomycota; Pezizomycetes; Pezizales; Tuberaceae. The record is from the annotation of a GenBank genome assembly.
AUUCAUUGUCGAGGUCCCCUACCCCCUCCUGUGUUAGAGCACCGUCGAAGGUUUAUCUUAAUCUUAGCCAGACUCCCCCGCGCUCCGUCCACACCUGCUACACGUCUCCGACCGCCGCAAGCAAACCCGCUUUCACUAUAACUAACUACACAACGCACCACUCCCUCACUCCCUCCUCCCCUUUGCUUCCCCAGCACACAAACUUGCUAAGCGCACCACACACACCAUACCAUACCCGUACCAACUUGACUAGUCCACCAUGAUAACAACCUCCGUAACCCUGGACACAAUAACCUCCACCAUACUCCUUCCCAAAAGUCCCCCACUCACCGCCCUGGUAAAUUUCCUGCAGACCCCCGAGAACCUGAUCGCCCUGAACCCGUUCGUCGAGUCCUUCCACCGACUGCCACCGCCACCGCGCACGGGGGGCGAAGACGAUGAUAGCAAUAUAUACACCAUAACCGAUCGCAUCCCCAUACCCUUCGCAUGUGGGCUGACCAAGACGUCCACAUUCACUACGGAAUUCUCGGAGCCGGAGGGAGUCAUGGGCUUGCUGAGCACCUCUAGGGCCGAGUUGGGAGUUGUUACCGGAAGCUUAUUUUGGGUCGAGGACUCCGUUGGCGGGGUUACCGUUAAGGAGCGGUUUAAGGUUUAUAAAUCUCCGUUCGGCAUGAGGUGGUUUAUCAUGAUGGUUGCUAGGAGGGCCAGAAUUACGAUGAUGGAGAGGUUGGAGGAGGUGUUGGUGAGGUUGUGCGAUGAGCAGGGGGUUAGUGUUGGGUGAUGCCGUGUGAUAAGAUCAAGAGAGGGGUUAUGGCGGGGUUGGAGAACUAAUACCAUUAUACCUUGUACAAUCUUCUUUCUUCCCCCUUCCACUUUGGAGAUCGUGGUAAUUGAUUACUAAACUUUAAUUUUGAAUAAAUGAACAAUCUUAAGU